GAGGGGGAGUAUCCACACUCGGGGUUAGAAUUAAGUAUCACUUUGACAAAUAACAACACAUUGUGUACAGUACAAGUUUCAUUUGUCUGUCACUUCAUUGACUCGACCAACCUGUAUAGUUAAACAGUGAGCGACGCGAUGUCUGACAGCACUUUGUGGAUUAACAGAUCGCUGCUAGAUAAUAUACAAAACUAGCCUGCCGAAAAACCUUCUUUUUUGUUGUUGUUGAAAGGAACUUUAGUCUCUGAUAAAAAAUGAGCAAAACAUAUCAAUCAACAAACGUGUCUGAGGUGGAGGACCACAUUUCUCUCAAGUAUGAAAUCAAGAAGAGACUUGGAAAAGGGGCUUAUGGCAUUGUAUGGAAAGCUGUUGACAGGCAGACAGGCGAGAUCGUGGCUGUGAAGAAGAUCUUUGACGCCUUCAGGAACAGGACGGAUGCCCAGCGGACAUUUCGGGAAAUCAUGUUCCUCCAGGAGUUUGGAGAUCAUCCCAACAUUGUCCAACUUCUAAACGUCAUCAGAGCUCAAAAUGAUAAAGACAUUUACCUUAUCUUUGAGUAUAUGGAUACCGACCUGCAUGCAGUGAUAAAGAAAGGCACCCUUCUGAAGGACAUCCACAAACGUUAUGUGAUGUACCAGCUCUUCAAAGCCAUCAAAUACCUACACUCAGGAAAUGUCAUCCACAGGGACCAUAAGCCAUCCAACGUGUUGCUGGACACCGACUGUGUAGUCAAGCUGUGUGAUUUCGGCUUGGCCAGAUCGCUCAAUCAGAUCCAAGAGGACAGUGGGAAUCCAGCACUGACGGAGUAUGUGGCGACGCGGUGGUACCGAGCUCCUGAGAUCCUGCUGGGGUCCACAAGGUACACUAAAGGUGUGGACAUGUGGAGCCUCGGCUGUAUCCUGGGAGAAAUGCUGCUGGGGAAAGCCCUGUUCCCCGGGACGUCCACCAUCAACCAGAUAGAGAAGAUCAUGAGCACCAUACCACACCCCAGCCCAGAAGAUAUUCUAGCAAUCAAGUCUGAAUAUGGAUCUGCUGUGAUUCAGAAAAUGUUACUAAAACCACAGGUGCCUUUAGAGCACCUUCUCCAGGCGUCUGUGCCUUCAGAUGCUCUGGACCUGUUGAGAGCUUUGCUGGUUUUUAACCCAGACAAGCGACUGACUGCUGAGCAAGCCCUGCAACACCCAUAUGUAGCCAGGUUUCAUAAUCCAGCCAAGGAGCCAGCUUUUAACUACGAUGUAGUGCUGCCAGUGGAUGAUGAUGUACAACUAUCUGUGGUUCAGUACCGCAACAAACUUUACGAGAUGAUGCUGGAGAGGAGAACUAAUCAGGGGAUGCUAAGGCUGAUCCAGCCAAAGAACGGAGGCUCUGUCAGAAGCAUUGAGAAGCCCAACGUGAAGGAUAAAGUAGAGAAGGACCUUGUAAAAUCGUGUGGGGACAAUGACCAUAAGGAGGAAACACAACAUGUAAAGACUGAUGAGUCAAACCAUGAGCCUUUACAAAAAGCCACUCCUGAACCUGCACCUGUAUCAGCCCCUCCUGCUGUGGAGAAGACGAGUCCCUUAUCGAGUCCUGCCGGUUUGGGAAAACUCACCUACAACCCCAUCACACAUGCCCCAAAUGGUUUUGUCCGGAGUCCGGAUGAUCCUCCUCAUUACGGCUUGUCCACUGCAGCAGGCAGGAGACUUGUGGGACAGAGUAAUGGAAGUGCAACAACAUCACCAGCAGAGGGCGCCAACACUGAUGAAUCCAUGGAUCAGAUUCUCCAGCGUGGUCGCUCCGCCCCUGUGGCCCACGCCCGCUCCUUCUCCUUGACCCUUAACCAAACCCAGAACAACCCGCUGGUUCGCAAGGAUGAGCCAUCCCUGCCCUCUGGGCUGUACGUCACUUCUGCACGCCUGAACCAGCGCUCCAACCCUCAGGUUCGUGAGGCUCGGCCCCCAACACGCUUCAGCAAGAAAGUAUUUCAGAGUAACUGUAAUGUGGCCGCAGCAGGCGACCCUCGAGCCAAGCUGGGCAGCUAUUCCCAGGCCUAUGGCACAAUCAACAAGACUGACCUGGACAAUCUGCUUCGAAGUCGCCCGUGCAACCAGUAGCUGCUGCCAUGUCAGCCGUCACUUAUGUGCCCAAUGUUUGAACGCACAUCAAUAUUUGCCCUGCAGUAGAAUGUUAGGCCUGACGCAAACUAAAACAAGGCUUGUGAAAAGAAACUGUGAAGACUGUUAAACUGUUUGUAUGAUAUGUAGAUGUUAUUCUUUGGAGAUGUGUGUGUGUCAUGUUCCAAAUGCUGUCUGUGACAAAUAAUACAAAUUUGUAAAAGUUCAUAUUAUGUUUAUCAAUUUGAACUAGCAUGUCAGGAAAAUAUGUGUUAUGUAUAUUCAACAAGUGUAACACAGCAUCAUUCUACACAAGGCUGGAUUACCAACCAGACAAACCCAAGACCUUAUAAUUCAGACAUUUCUUUGGUAAUAUGCACCUUUUUUAGAACAUAAUCCGUUUAAAUGUUUACUUGUGCAAAGAGAAUGUGUGUCAAUAUUGACAUGUUAAAUGUGUUUGAACUAAUUAUCACAAACACAGGGUCAAUAAGGCCUCGCACAUACUGUACUUCUUGCCCAUGCAGGGGCCCACUAAAAGGGUCAAACAAGCCAUAAUUUGUCAUACGUAGCCUUAAUGUUUCAUGCACAUUGUGAUUUGGUUUUAGACGAAAACAGAACAACUGUAAUAUUUGCAAAUAGCUAUUUAAAUUGGUAAUACAAAAUAUUAUUUUAAUGUGAAUUCAGAAGCAAUACUUGUUCAUAUGUGUACAGAAAGUAAAAGAUGUGUGUUUCUGAACCCAAUUUCUAAUGUUUAACAGGCUUGGGGUACUGUGGCAGCAAACCACCAUAAAGUUUAAUAAUAAACAGAGUGGAAAUACUCA
Eleginops maclovinus (Patagonian blennie) is the source of this 2914-nucleotide messenger RNA. RefSeq names its product mitogen-activated protein kinase 15 (gene mapk15). Gene Ontology annotation, cellular component: nucleus; cytoplasm. The transcript has 14 exons. Gene Ontology annotation, biological process: protein phosphorylation; intracellular signal transduction. NCBI's taxonomy places the organism in Eukaryota, Metazoa, Chordata, Actinopteri, Perciformes, Eleginopidae. Bases 255 to 2093 code for a protein of 612 amino acids. The record is from RefSeq and is a predicted model, not a curated record. Gene Ontology annotation, molecular function: ATP binding; MAP kinase activity.